AUGGCGGGCUUGGUGUUUAUUCCGCAGACAAAGCUUCUACGACAUGCUGGCGUUGUUGGUCUUGGUCGAGCUUUUGAGGAUGCGUUGAGCCUAUUCAAUCGAACGGUGGCAACCCAAUUCAAAUUUUCAUCGAUUUGUGUGUCGAAAAAGUCUGCUGGGUUGCAGACAAAGCUUCUACGACAUGCUGGCGUUGUUGGUCUUGGUCGAGCUUUUGAGGAUGCGUUGAGCCUAUUCAAUCGAACGGUGGAGUCUGACAUUUUGAAUAAUCCUAGUGAGUCUGCUGGGUUGCAGACAAAGCUUCUACGACAUGCUGACGUUGUUGGUCUUGGUCGAGCUUUUGAGGAUGCGUUGAGCCUGUUCAAUCGAACGGUGGAGUCUGACAUUUUGAGAUUCUCGAGCCGGGCUGAUGCAGCAGGUAUCACUGGAUGUCUGACGUUGUUACAGACCUGGAUAUACGAGUAUUUUCCUGCGUUUCGACCACACCGCGACCCGGUUCCCAUUGGUGAUGGCCAGCCACGUGCCUGUGCGUGGAGUCCGCGUGUCGAGAAGAAGUCCGUUGACCGCCUGCGCUCCAUACGGUUAUCGCUUGACAGGAUGUCCCCCUUAGAGGUGAACUGGAUGCCUUUCGGCCAGAACCCUAGUAAUAGGGUACCCAGGACCCUCUACACUGGACUGAUUCAGUAUCGCGAGAUCGUAGAGGCGUACAUGCCGCAGCGCUGUCUUCGCCAGCUUGGAUUUGUCCAAGUUGUCCCACCUCCACCGGCAUGGCCCAGUAAGGCGGUACGAUCUGCGUCGUCGAAGGAGUACGUCGUCCAAUGGCCGUCAAACAUGAUAUCCAUGUGGGAGCAGUUUCCGAUGGUUGCCCGCCUAUGGACGGCGGAGCUGCAGCGGCCGCCAAGUGGGGUGACUGCCAUGUGUGACCAGCACUACAUGGAAUGGUACAUCCGGCACUCGCACCCGAGGUUGAUCAAAGACAUCGACGACGCAGAUGAUGACGAUGUGCCACCUGCCACUGCCUCUUAUGCGUGGAUGGGCAAGAUUAUGCAGUUGGGACACCGACUUUUUGAGGAAAGGGACUGCAUGACGAGUGCAUCAGGCAGAGCUGUUAUUGACGAUCUGGAACGGACCCUUGAGCAGUGGCAGUGGGCGUCACAGAGGGAUUACUGAUAUUUGAAAUUAGACAUUAUCUUUUUAGUUUGUAAUAUUUGAAAUUAUUGU
Molecule: messenger RNA, 1218 nt
Organism: Chenopodium quinoa (quinoa)
Lineage: Eukaryota; Viridiplantae; Streptophyta; Magnoliopsida; Caryophyllales; Amaranthaceae
Product: protein MAINTENANCE OF MERISTEMS-like
Exons: 7
Coding region: 1-1167 (388 amino acids)
Source: RefSeq, a predicted model, not a curated record